Sycon ciliatum is the source of this 1958-nucleotide messenger RNA. RefSeq lists its product as uncharacterized. The coding region runs from base 355 to 1365 and encodes 336 amino acids. Gene Ontology annotation, cellular component: mitochondrial inner membrane. The record is from RefSeq and is a predicted model, not a curated record. The transcript is spliced from 7 exons. Gene Ontology annotation, molecular function: nucleotide transmembrane transporter activity. NCBI's taxonomy places the organism in Eukaryota, Metazoa, Porifera, Calcarea, Leucosolenida, Sycettidae. Gene Ontology annotation, biological process: transmembrane transport; adenine nucleotide transport.
UGCAAGCUCUCAUUCGAAUUUUUGACCAUUUGCUUUGUGGAUUUCAAGUGUUGUUUUCCUGUCAUACUACAUCCAUGUAGUAGUCUCGUUUGCUUAUUUUUCGUAAGCCACUAGCCUUCUCUGACUUGUUUGCGCUCUGCCAGUUUUUAACUCUCUCGUCGCGUUUGCUUUGAAGAGCGCCCUGCUGUGGAGUACUUUUUCAAAGUCACUGGAGCCUGUACAUGUAAUCAGUUUUUUCUAUGUGUCAAGUAGUAAGGGUAGAUUUCCUAUUCGCAGCUGCACCAGCCGAAGAGCUUGUGAACUUUUCUUGGGCUUAGAGGGUUGUCCACGCUCUGUGGACCUUGGCACUAAUCAAUGCCCAAAGAUGAUCAGCAGUCAUCGCCACCGCCACCGUCGGCGUUCAGUAAGUACAGGGAGACAUGCAAGCACCUUGUCUCUGGUGCCUGUGCCGGCGCAGUGUCUCGCACAUGCGUGUCGCCGUUAGAGCGACUGAAAAUCCUCCUCCAGCUGCAGCCGUCGCGCCCGGACACGGCAAAGUACGGUGGUAUUAUACCGUCGCUGAAGCUCAUACAUCGCGAGGAAGGCUUUCGUGGAUUUUAUAAGGGCAAUGGAACGAAUGUUCUCCGUAUUAUGCCCUACAUGGCCGUCCAGUUUGCUGCCUAUGAAAAACUGAAGAAGGUGCUGUAUGUGUCCAACGGUCCGGAGUCAGCACCACGUCGGCUGCUCGCUGGCAGUAUUGCUGGAGUCUGCUCUGUGUCAGUCACGUACCCUCUGGAUCUCGUCAGGACACGCUUAUCUGUACAGAUGGAGAGCAAGAAUCCAAAGUACAAGAGUAUAGCUCACUGCUUCCGCACCAUUCUCAAAGAAGAAGGUGGCUUCAUGUCCGGUGCGCUGUAUCGCGGAAUUGGGCCAACCCUGUCCGGCAUUGCGCCGUACGUCGGCAUCAACUUUGCCGUGUACGAGACGAUAAAGAGCUACGUGAUUGUGGCGUACCUGCCGCCGUCGUUCACCUACCAGCACGGCUCCGUGUCGGUGUCCGUGGCGGAUGCCUAUCUGCCCGCGUACGUCAAGCUGGCGUGCGGUUGCUUGUCCGGCGCCACGGCGCAGAGUCUAACCUACCCGCUGGACGUGCUGCGGCGGAGAAUGCAGAUGAAGGGCUUCAACCAUCACUUCGCCUACAAGAACUCAUUCCACGCCAUCCGCAUCAUCCUGCGCACAGAAGGUGUGCGCGGUAUGUACAAGGGUUUCUGGCCCAACUUGGUUAAGGUUGCGCCGGCCAUGGGCAUGAACUUCUUGACGUACGAAUUUGUCAAGGCUCGCUUCAGCGGUGUGCCCCUCGGCCUUCGUUGGAGGGAAGGCAGCUGACUUUAACCACCUGUCACUGUAUGUGUCGCUUCUUCGCUGCCUGAUUGCAGUCGGAAAGCCUUGAACUUGCAACGCGUCCGUUCUUGUUGCAUUAGUCCCAGCGCCCUUGCCGCUGCCUGUAUGCUGCAGCAGAGGGCAGGUUCACUUGAGGCAGAUUCUCUCGUUGGAAUAUUAACUUAUAAUUGUGUUCUGGGUCAAUGUGCCGCUUAUAACCACUGAAUAGGAUUUUUUAAAUUGUGGCUGCACCCCGGAACUAGGCCUUGACCUCUGGUCAGUUUGAGUUGGUAUUCUCUUGUAGUAUUUCUAUUAGUGUUUUAGUGCUUUGUACUGUCCCAAGAGUUAGCCAUUCUUCUCUCAAAUGCAGGCUCUGAAGUUCCAGUUUCUGCUUCCUCAAAGAGCAGUGUAUGCUGAGAAAAUCUUUAUCAUGAACUAGCGAUCUCUCUUUGGCGUGAACCAGCAUUAGGAACCUCUCCGUACAAGUCAAGGUUUGUUAGUGGAUGAGAAUGCAACAUGCCUCACUCCCAAAGAAGAAUUAUAAUUUGAUGCUGAGUGCUUGAUCCUUGUAGUGAAGUGUCGUAACACUGUGACUGCUU